AUGUGUCAUUGGGGUGAAUGUCAAGCGUUGAAUAGUGUAAAACGUUGCCGUUUCUGUGGUACAAAAUUCUGUACAGAAUGUGGACGUGGUGAAUUCUACGGUGUAAUGGUGACAUUUGAUAACUGUCAAGUGUGUAAGGCAGCAGAUUAUCAAGAGGCUGUACCAGAACCUCAAAAGCGAAUUCUUCCAGUGGUAGUGGUGAAAAAGAAAAAGCCUAAGACACCAAGUCGACGAAGACUAUACUAA
Trichobilharzia szidati is the source of this 246-nucleotide messenger RNA. The record is from the annotation of a GenBank genome assembly. Lineage: Eukaryota; Metazoa; Platyhelminthes; Trematoda; Strigeidida; Schistosomatidae.